CAGAUAAAGACUUGGUGACUUUCUGGAAGAUGCUUCAGUCAAACACCAGUUUGGGCUCAGUAUAGGGGUAAAUGGACCAAGCUACGAUGAUGGGGAAGGUUCCCUCAUUCUCCCCCGGCUCCACAGCGAGCUCCGCUCUGCCCGGCUACAUCGCUCUCUGCCUCACUCUACAGGUUCACAGGCUGGUGUCAGCACAAUUCACAGUGACUGGACCUGACCACCCAGUCACUGCCUCCAUUGGCGGGGAGGCCAUCCUGCCCUGCCACCUCUCUCCCAGGAUGAGCGCUGAGAACAUGGAGGUGAGAUGGUUCCGAUCCCAGUUCUCUCCAGCUGUGCACCUGUACCAUGAUGGGCAGGAUCAGUACGGAGAACAGAUGCCAGAAUAUCGAGAAAGAACUGAGCUCUUGAAAGACGACAUCACCAAUGGGAGCGUUUCCCUGAGAAUACGCAAUAUCCGACCCUCCGAUGAUGGACAGUACAAGUGUUUUUUUCAGUCCGGUGUCUCUUAUGAAGAUGCUAUGUUGGAACUGUGGGUGGCAGGUUUGGGCUCUGCUCCUGUCAUCUCUGUGGAGGGACAUCAGGAUGGAGGGAUCCGGAUUAUAUGUCAAUCAGCCGGAUGGUACCCAAAGCCCGAGGUGCUGUUGAGAGAUCUCCAGGGUCAGAACUUACCAUCAACCUCUGAAAACAUAUCCCAAGAGGCCAAUGGCCUGUUUCAAACAGUGGUUGCCACUGUUAUAACAGAAGAAUCCAACCAGAAAGUGUCCUGCUGUGUCAGGAACCCGCAACUCAACCAGGAGAGAGAGUCAGCGAUUUCCAUAGCAGAGCUGUUUUUCCCGAGGGUCAGUCCCUGGAUGGUGGCUCUGGGGGUGAUGCUGGCUGUUCUCAUCCCCCUGGCAAGUUACUGCUUCUGGAAGCAACACAGAAAGAAAGAGAUCCUUCAAUCUGAGAUGAAGAGACAGAAAGCGGAAUACGAGGCAGUGAAAG
Chrysemys picta bellii (western painted turtle) is the source of this 984-nucleotide messenger RNA. NCBI's taxonomy places the organism in Eukaryota, Metazoa, Chordata, Testudines, Emydidae. The record is from RefSeq and is a predicted model, not a curated record.